AUGACAGUCUAUCAUCUUCAAAUCACACUUCUAGAUCGUAGUUCACCAAACUCAUCUAGACGUAUCCUUCGUGGUUCAACUUCCAUCAGAUCAGCUGGUCGUACUCCUCAUCCAACAGUCACUGGUUUACCUGGCAAACUUGAUUUUCAUAUAUCAGAUUCACCUACUUAUUUACCAUCUCAAUCUGGAUUUUGGGAAGAUUUAAGUCAAGUACCUACCACAAGAAUUGGAGAACGUUGGGAUCGAUUACCUGAAUUAAAACCCAUCAAUCCUAAAGCUUAUUGGUACGAACCUGAUUCAAUCUUACCUAAUUCUCAAUCAACUACAACCACUACAACCACAACAACUUUUACUCCAGCUCCUACUUUGGAUUAUAGAUUUGGUCCGAUUUCGGUUGAUUGGAUUGAUCAUCCUGAUUGUCAUCCUGCAUUUUCAAAUUCUUGUGAAGAAUCAUUAAAUUACAAACCAACAUCAGAAUCUAAUUCAAAUCUUCAACCUAGUCAACCAGAAAUCAAAAAAGGAAUGAAAGACUAUAAAAAAGAAGAAAUAUAUCAAACUGAAAAAUCUCCAAACCCUCAAACCAAUUUACCAACCGGACGGUUUGAAUCACAAGAUUUCAAUCAAAAAGGAAAAUAUCAAUUAGGUUCUACUGAUUUUGGUUAUGGUACUGUACAUCUUUAUCGUGAUUUUGAAGAAGCUUCUGCUUCGAGUCCUUCAAGCAAUCAAUUAAAUUGGAUAGAUGGUGAUCCAUCCUGGACUAAGAAACAUCCUAAACGUGUAAAUCAGAACUUGGCUUCUACUUCGACUUCUAAUCAGGAUGAUACCCAACGUGAAGAGGAUACCGAGGGGACGGUUAUUGGGGUCUUGGCUAUCCCAUCUUAUAUGACUGCUCAAGAAUCAAUCCAGAGUGUAAGGAUGUUACGAGAUGCACUCCCCAACCGAUGUAUGGGCUUGAUCAAAUUUCGAUCUAGGCAAUAUGCUGAUCGAUUUGCUCACGAGUUCAAUGGUAGACCCUUUUCACACCUUCAGGAUCGAGAGAUUUGUCAUACGGCUAGAAUUAGAUCCAUUCAAUUCAAAUCUUCACUUAUACCUCCAUUUACAUUCCCAGCUUUGCUUCCACCUGACUUUAUGACACAUUCAGCCCACGAGUUACCCACUUGUCCAGUUUGCUUAGAACGUAUGGAUGCAUCUGUUACCGGUUUACUAACCAGCACAUGUUCACAUACAUUCCAUUGUCAUUGUCUAUCAAAUUGGGGAGAUUCACGUUGUCCAAUCUGUCGUUAUUCACAAACAAGACUUUAUGGACCCUCGAAAGAAGGAGAAGGAAAUUCAAAUCCAAGUGAAUGUGCAGCAUGUGGAAGUGAAGCGAAUCUUUGGAUCUGUUUAAUUUGUGGUCAUGUGGGUUGUGGACGAUAUCAAGGUGGUCAUGCUUAUAGACAUUUUGAAGAAAGUGCUCAUCUCUAUGCACUUGAACUGGGUUCACAACGUGUUUGGGAUUAUGUGGGUGAUAAUUAUGUACAUCGAUUGAUACAGACUAAGAGUGACCAAAUUGUUGAGUUACCUGCACUUUCAUCUGCUGUCUUUGAUUCAAGAAGUGGUAGUGGUGGACCAGGACCAAAUGAAGCAGCACAACAAUCCAAAAUCGAAGCGAUCUCAGAAGAAUUUGGACAUCUAGUGGCUUCUCAAUUAGAUUCACAACGAAAUUUUUAUGAAAAAGAGAUUGAAAUUCUUAAAGAAAGAUUAAAUGAAACUGGAAAUCUGAACAUUCGAUUUAAACCUAAAUUAGAAUCGAUGAAAGAAAGUAAAGAAACAGAUCAAAGAUUAGAAAUUGAAAUUCAAGAAUUGAAAGAAAGAAAUGAAAGUUUAAGAUUAGAAAGAGAUGAAGUAUAUAAAGAAUAUCAAAAUGAUAAACUCAAAUUAGAAAAGAAAUGUGAAAAGUUUAUGGAAUUGAGUAAAAAGUUUGAAUUGGAAUUAAAAGAAGAAAAAGCAAUGAGUCUUGGGUUUCGAAUCAAAUUAAACAAAUUAGAAUCUGAUUGUGAACUUAGUGAAAAGAACAGAAAAGGUUUAGAAGAAGAAGUGGGUGAACUUAGGGAUCAAUUAAGAGAUGUGAUGUUCUUUUUGGAUGCACAAACUAAAAUUGAAAAGGAAGGAGGAGAAGAAAUGAGAGGAGGUACCUUGGUUGUGAAUUCUAAUGAAACCAAUGUCAAUUCAGGAAAAUCAAAUCGAAAGAAAAAGAAAUAA
Molecule: messenger RNA, 2241 nt
Organism: Melampsora larici-populina 98AG31
Lineage: Eukaryota; Fungi; Basidiomycota; Pucciniomycetes; Pucciniales; Melampsoraceae
Exons: 7
Coding region: 1-2241 (746 amino acids)
Biological process (GO): Ras protein signal transduction; protein ubiquitination
Cellular component (GO): cytoplasm
Molecular function (GO): ubiquitin protein ligase activity; zinc ion binding
Source: RefSeq, a predicted model, not a curated record